Messenger RNA from Aspergillus piperis CBS 112811, 360 nucleotides. RefSeq lists its product as uncharacterized. Bases 1 to 360 code for a protein of 119 amino acids. The record is from RefSeq and is a predicted model, not a curated record. NCBI's taxonomy places the organism in Eukaryota, Fungi, Ascomycota, Eurotiomycetes, Eurotiales, Aspergillaceae. Gene Ontology annotation, molecular function: iron ion binding; oxidoreductase activity, acting on paired donors, with incorporation or reduction of molecular oxygen; heme binding. The transcript has a single exon.
AUGCCAGGCGAUGCGCCAGCUUCCUUCGACGCCUUCCGCUACUCACGGCUGCGCGAGCAACCUGGGAAUGCCCAACGGCACCUCUUCGUCAUGACCGACUAUAACGAUCUGGCAUUUGGCUACGGGAAGUUUGCAUGUCCUGGCCGAUUCUAUGCUGCUAAUGAAAUGAGGAUGAUGCUGGCGCAUAUGCUCAUAUGCUACGAUAUGAGGUUCCCUGAUGGGUGCGGUAGGCCUAGGAACUUCACUAUUGACUCGGAUAUGUAUCCUGAUCCUGCUACGCGGUUGCUUAUUAGGAAACGGUCUAGGUUUGAGGACGGUAUGGAUGAGCUUUUGACGUCUGUUGCAUGCGUGGCUGUUUGA